AUGAGGAGAGCAGUCGGUUUCCCGGCGCUGUGCCUGCUUCUUAAUCUUCACGCUGCAGGAUGUUCUUCAGGAAAUAAUGAUCACUUCUUGGCUAUUCGUCAAAAGAAGAGUUGGAAGCCGGUGUUCAUUUAUCGCCAUUCACAAGAUAUUGAGAAGAGCCUGGAUAUAGCUCAAGAGGCAUAUAAACAUAGCUACCAUUCCCCUUCUGAAGUUCAAAUAAGCAAACGUCACCAAAUUGUCAACUCAGCAUUUCCUAGACCUGCAUAUGACCCGUCUCUUAAUCUGUUGGCUGCGUCUGGUCAAGAUCUUGAAAUAGAAAAUCUCCCAAUUCCGGCAGCAAAUGUAAUUGUGAUGACGCUGCAAAUGGAUAUAACCAAGCUGAACAUAACCUUGCUUCGGAUCUUCCGCCAAGGAGUAGCGGCAGCGUUUGGGCUCUUACCCCAGCAAGUGCACAUCAACCGUCUCAUUGAAAAGAAGCGCCAAAUCGAGUUGUUUGUAUCUCCUGUGAACCGGAAACCGGGAGAGCCGCAAGCUCUGCAGGCUGAGGAAGUGCUGCGUUCUCUUAACGUCGAUGUUUUGCAGCAGAGUUUACGGCAGUUUGGAAUUACAGACAUCUCCCCUGAGAAAAAUGUUUUACAAGGGCAGCACGAAGCGGACAAAAUCUGGAGCAAGGAAGGAUUUUACGCUGUUAUCAUUUUUCUCAGCAUCUUUGUUAUUAUAGUAACCUGUCUGAUGAUUAUUUAUAGGUUAAAAGAAAGGUUUCAGCUUUCCUUAAGACAAGACAAAGAGAAAAACCAGGAGAUCCACCUAUCACCAAUUGUGUUACAGCCAGCACAGUCGGAGGCCAAGACAGCCCACAGCAUGGUCCAGCCCGAGCAGGCGCCAAAGGUGCUGAAUGUUGUCGUGGACCCUCAAGGUCAAUGCACUCCUGAGAUUAGAACCGCCACCUCCACCUCUGUCUGCCCUUCUCCCUUCAAAAUGAAACCCAUAGGACUUCAGGAGAGACGAGGGUCCAAUGUAUCCCUUACCUUGGACAUGAGUAGCCUGGGGAACGUGGAACCCUUUGUGGCUGUGCCAACCCCCCGGGAGAAGAUAGCCAUGGAGUACCUGCAGUCAGCAAGCCGUGUUCUCACCAGGCCACAGCUGAGGGACGUUGUGGCCACUUCCCACUUACUUCAGAGUGAGUUCAUGGAAAUACCAAUGAACUUUGUGGAUCCCAAAGAAAUUGAUAUUCCACGUCAUGGAACAAAAAAUCGCUAUAAGACCAUUUUGCCAAAUCCCCUCAGCAGAGUGUGUUUAAGACCAAAAAAUGUAACCGAUGCGUUGAGUACUUACAUUAAUGCUAAUUAUAUUCGGGGCUACAGUGGCAAGGAGAAAGCCUUCAUUGCCACGCAGGGCCCCAUGAUCAACACUGUGAACGACUUCUGGCAGAUGGUUUGGCAGGAAGACAGCCCUGUGAUUGUUAUGAUCACAAAACUCAAGGAGAAAAAUGAGAAAUGUGUGCUCUACUGGCCAGAAAAGAGGGGGAUUUAUGGCAAGGUUGAGGUUCUGGUCAUCAGUGUGAAUGAAUGCGACAGUUACACCAUCCGAAACCUCGUCUUAAAGCAAGGAAGUCACACCCAGCAUGUGAAGCAUUACUGGUACACUUCAUGGCCUGAUCACAAAACCCCAGACAGUGCCCAGCCCCUUCUCCAGCUCAUGCUGGACGUAGAAGAAGACAGACUUGCCUCUGAGGGUCGAGGGCCUGUCGUUGUGCACUGCAGUGCAGGGAUUGGGAGGACGGGAUGUUUCAUCGCCACAUCCAUUGGCUGUCAGCAGCUGAAAGAAGAGGGAGUCGUGGAUGCCCUGAGUAUUGUCUGCCAGCUUCGCGUAGACAGGGGUGGCAUGGUCCAAACCAGUGAGCAGUAUGAAUUUGUGCACCACGCCCUAUGCCUCUACGAGAGCAGACUUCCACCAGAAACUGUCCAGUGAUUCCGUGAAGAUUCACCAAAGUGUCAAUCUCUCACGGGUGAUUAAUGAAAUCACCUGCUUAAGGCUCCUUGAAGGAGCCCCCUGCAGCGGGCGAGGAGACUCUAAAACCAACCUGAGGCGUGGACUGUGGAAGACCUGGCAAC
Arvicola amphibius (Eurasian water vole) is the source of this 2114-nucleotide messenger RNA. RefSeq names its product protein tyrosine phosphatase receptor type R (gene Ptprr). Gene Ontology annotation, biological process: protein dephosphorylation. Gene Ontology annotation, molecular function: protein tyrosine phosphatase activity. The transcript has 14 exons. Bases 1 to 1971 code for a protein of 656 amino acids. NCBI's taxonomy places the organism in Eukaryota, Metazoa, Chordata, Mammalia, Rodentia, Cricetidae. The record is from RefSeq and is a predicted model, not a curated record.